This is a messenger RNA of Drosophila mojavensis, 5065 nucleotides long. Its product is annotated as protein lozenge. Gene Ontology annotation, molecular function: ATP binding; DNA-binding transcription factor activity, RNA polymerase II-specific; RNA polymerase II cis-regulatory region sequence-specific DNA binding. The record is from RefSeq and is a predicted model, not a curated record. Gene Ontology annotation, cellular component: nucleus. Gene Ontology annotation, biological process: regulation of DNA-templated transcription. The transcript has 5 exons. The coding region runs from base 2318 to 4393 and encodes 691 amino acids. Lineage: Eukaryota; Metazoa; Arthropoda; Insecta; Diptera; Drosophilidae.
CUUAUGUGCGUGUGUGUGUGUGGAUGCAACAAGCUGCAUGAAUACCUAUGGAACUCGAGUUGAGUCAACCAUCGUCAUUCCUGCAUAAGUGCGGGUACUUCGCACUGACUGCUCUGUAAGCGGGCCUUCGUAAGAAAAUUGUCAAGUAAGAGCAAUUAGUCAAUGCAAAUGCGAAUGCCACUUCGAUCGGCUGGUACGUAAAUUAUAACUACUACAUUAAAUAUUUAGUUGUAGAUAUUCAUGUGGCAUUUAUGAUAAUUAUGAUAGCCGCACAGCCCAAUCUGGAGUUUGAUAACAACUAUCGUUUUGCCUUAAAAAAAUAAAUACAUAACAAAAAUUAACAUAAAUACGAGCACAAGAACUGUUUACUUAGUAUAAAACAACAAAAAUAAGCAUUGAUAGGGCACCUAAGAGAAAGAUAUAGAGACUGACAACGAGAGAGAUAGAAAAGCAAGAGAACGAGAGAGAGAGAGAGAAAGCAAGAGCUUGGAGAAAACAAAACAAGCUAAGGGCAAAGAGUAUUCAAAAGAGCGGCCGAGGCCAAUUGGCCGCACAGAAGCAAAUAAAUUGGGCUCCACCCAAUGACAGACGGCAAUGGGCUCCACGGAAAAAAAGCAAACACUUGCCUGAACCACCGUGACCUACAAAGCACAAUCACAGGCGCACACAGGCACACACAUGAACACUGCGUCUAGCCAAUCACAAUGCGUUUAAGACAUAACGGUCUGCGCACAAUGCACUGGCAACCGCAUGCCGAUUGGCUAGCGCUCAACGCCGACGCAGACGCAACGGCGAGAGAGUGAAACGAGCUCAGCCGUUGAAAAGGCAAUUGCUGAAUAAGAGCGCAGAGUGCAGGCAGCACGCAGUUAAAGAGCGCAAGAGCAAGAGAGCCGUUGGAAUUAAUGUUCACAGCUUAUCAUAGCAGCAGCAGCAGCAGCGACAGCAGCAGCGCGGCAGCGGACAGGGUGUUGCGGCGGCGGUUUACUGUUGCUGCCGUCGCGCCGAUAGUGAUGACGAUGAGUGAAUUUUGUGCUCGGCUCGGCUGGCGGCUGUUCUAUAGGUUAACUCGCCGCUGGUGGCCACGUUAGGUGUCAGUAACAAUUUAGUUCGACACGCGGACGCACCUGUUUCUUUUUUUUUUUACAUAUUUUGUUUGUUGGCAAUCAAAUCAAAUAGCAAAAAACCAACUGCACAUGGCGCUUUACGAAUUUGCCAUUGUGUGUGUGAGUGUGUGUGCGUGUGUGGAAGUGUAAUGAUUUAUUAAUUAUUACUAUUAAUAUAAUUAUUAUUGUUGCAAUAUGAAUUAGGCUAAAAAAAAGGCGCCAAACAGAAACUUUAGAUUCGAAAUAAAAAAUAAAAACAAACAAAAAAUUAAUAAACACGUUAAUCAAAUAAAAUUUGAAAUCAAAAUAGCAAUAAACAUUUAAAAAAUAAAAAGUUUCUGAUACUUUUAACGGAAACAGUUGUUGGUAAACCAAGUGAUACUGUUGUUCCAAUUAGAAAGAAAUAGGAGAGUAAAAACAAUGCUCUUGUUGUUGCUGUUGUCAAAUGACACAGCACAAAAAAGAAAAAGCGCGAAAAUGUAGUCGCAAAUGAAUGUAAUGAAUUGAUUAUGAUCUACGCAUGUAUGUGUGUGUUUAUCUGUGUGUGCCUAAUGUUGCAAUAGCCAUGGAAGUCAAGAGCUAAACAUCCAAACAGCAGCAGAAUCAGCAAGCAGCAGCAGCAGCAGCAGCAACAACAUCAUCAACAGUAACAACAGCAAGAUCAACAAUAGUCGUCAUUAAGUCAUCGAGUGUUAAUUUGUGACUAAUUUUUUGUUUUGCCUGAUUAUUAAGUCAAUCAAAAUAGAGAAGAACAACAACAGCAAGAACAACAACAACCAUCAGCUGCUGCAACUGCUUGAGGCAUCAGUUAUCGAUCCACAGUGAUAACAGCAACAGCAACAUAAACUGAAAUUGAAAAAAAACACAAAUCUUUAUAUAGUGAGAGCGAAGCCCGCACAAAUCACUUGUCGUUCGACAAAUUGGCGCCGCAAAAAAAAAAAAAAAAAAAAAAAAAAAAGGAAAAUACAACAGCAAUAAUUGUUGAUUUGAUUUGGAUUUUGAUUUUGAUUCAGUUGUUGACGCCCACACCGAAUGCAUUUCCAUUUGCCCAGCGAGGCGGCAACAGCAACUCAGCAACAACAACGACGAUCGUCAGCGACUUCAACAGCUACUAUACGGGCGCAAUUGCAAUCGAAACAGGAGCUAUCCCGGCUGUGGCACCCGUCAGCAGCAGCAGCAGCAGCAGCACCAUCGACGGCGGCAAUCGGUCGGCAAUGGUCACAUCAUCAGCAUCGCCAACGGGUACGGGCUGGUCAGCGCCAGCGGAAUAUAAGAGCGCCAAUACGGCUGUUGCUGCUGCCACCGCUGGUGGCUCAGCCGCUGCGGCGAUCAUGUGCGAGGUGUUGCCGUCGAGCAGUGCCAGUGUCGGCAGCAGUUCGCCAACAGGUGGCGCCAGCAAUGGCACCGCCAACAGUGCCAACAGUGGCAGUGGCAAUAAAAUAAAUAUCAACAACAACAACAACAACAGUAGCAACAACAAUAAUAAUAAUAACAAUACUAACAGUCGCAACAACAACAACAACAGCAACAAUGCAGUACAUCAGGAUUUGUUAUGGAUGGAGCGAUUUGUGCUCGAACGACAACAGGAAUAUCCCGGCGAAUUGGUGCGCACCAGCAAUCCGUACUUCCUCUGCUCCGCCCUGCCCUCUCACUGGCGCUCGAAUAAAACUCUGCCGCUGGCCUUUAAAGUGGUCGCCCUGGCGGACGUCGGCGAUGGCACCUAUGUGACCAUCCGGGCGGGCAACGACGAGAAUUGCUGUGCCGAGCUCCGCAACUACACAGCCCAGAUGAAGAACGGCGUGGCCAAGUUCAACGAUCUGCGCUUCGUCGGACGCAGUGGUCGAGGAAAGAGCUUUACGCUAACAAUUACCGUUGCAACAAGCCCGCCACAAGUUGCCACCUAUGCCAAAGCCAUCAAAGUGACAGUGGACGGUCCCCGGGAGCCGCGCUCCAAGACAAGUCCAACAGGCGGUCCGCAGUACCGUGCUCUCGGCCUGGGCCAGCGACCAUUCAUCGACGGCUUCCCGAAAACAUUUCACGAACUGGAAACGCUGCGACACUCGGCAAAGGUUGCGGCUGCUACAACGGCAGCGGCGGCUGCAGCGGUGUCGGUUGCAUCGGCUGGCAACGCGCUGACCACAAACGCGAGCAUUGCCCAGCAAUUGGGUAGCAAUUACUCAUCGUCAAAUAGUACAAUAAAUUCGGAUUGCCAGGGCUACAAGCCUAACGCACCACAAAUUCAAGAAACCGAUCUGAUAGGCGCCGCUGAGUGGACAGGCUCGGCCAGCUCCGGUGCUAACAUCGCGUAUCCGGUGGGCGUCGGAGUGGGCGUGCCCUAUCAUCAUGCCCACCACACCCACUCGCACUCACACUCGCACUCGCACUCGCAUUCGCAUAGCCACGCGGCGCACCACCAUCACCACCUGCAGCAUCAGGUGGCGCUUCCACCCCCACCUCCGCCUCCGGCUGCUGCUCCGGUGCCAGUGCCGGUGCCGGUGGGGACGGCGUCGGCCAUGAACCACUAUAGCAGCGCCAUGAGCGGCUAUGAGACAACCACGCUGGACGCGGCCAACUACCACAUAUCGACGGUGCUUCCCGAGAUGCACGGCUUCUCCGCCGAUCCGUAUCAGACGGCCGCGGCCAGUGGCUACUGUGGCACCAGCUCCAAGUCAGAUCUAGAGACGCUCAACGCCAGCUACGGAGCGACGCCCACGGCGUACAACAAUGCGGCGGCCUGGUCGAAUGGCUACAACAACUACCAAUACGGCAGUUGCUCAGCAACGGCGGCCCAAUACGGCGGAGCGGCUGGCCAUGCCACGGCGCCGCCACCACCUGUCGUGCUAUAUCCACAACUCUACUCAACGGUCAACCAGAACCAGAUACAUCUGCACUUGCACAGCAGCGAGAAGCUGGAACAGUACCUGGCCACGGACCAACAGCUGACGAUCAGCUCGCUGGCCAGCAAUCGCUCGAGCAUCGAGAUUGGCCUGGGCACUGGCCUCAGCGGCGGCGUUUCGCUCGGCGAACAGGAUCAGCAGGCAGCCGUUGCCAUUGCCGAGCAGGCGGCCGAGGGCGCCAGCCAGAAUAAUUAUCAUUUGCAUCAUCAUCAUCAUCAGCAGCAGCAGCAGCAGCAGCAGCAGCUCGAGGCGCAGCGGCAGCUCGAGGCACAGCACCAGCAACAGCAGCAGCAGCAGCACCAGCAGCAACAGCAGCAUCCAAGCGAUGUUAGCAAUGAGGCGGCACGCGAAGAGGAUGUCGGCGAUAUGACGCAAGUCUGGCGUCCCUAUUGACCCGAUCUGAUGGCAGGGCCACUCCAAAGAACACGCGCCUUUCUGCACAUAGAACUGAACUGAAAACCAAAAUGAAAAUGCAAUUUCUGCGUGUAUAUUUUCUACUCUUCUUCUUCUUUAUGUUUUUAUCUUGCCUAUGAAAUUUAGCACGAUGCAGAAAUCGUCUGAACAUAUUCGAAUAUCAAAUAUAAAAUUAAUCAAUUUUUUUUUUUUUUUUAAACAUAUAUCGAUAAGAACUGUAAAUAGUUUCCAUAUAAAUAAAUAAAUAAUAAUUGUAUGUAUUGGUAUGGCACAUUAAACGUUUAUAUUGAAUACUUAGUAUGUACAACUAAAAUCUUAAGUAAUUUUUUUUUUUUUUUAGUAUUAAGUGUAGAUUAGUUGCGUCAUGUGGCAGGAAAAUGUCUGAUGCGAUUUUUGUUAUUUUGUUUAAGUGACGCCGAAGCAACGAUGGAAGACUAUUAAUAAAGUUAUCGUAUUUAUUUAAAAUAAAAUAAAUGAGAGAAAGAAAACACAAUUUAUUAAGCAAUGAUCCAAGAGCCAGGCCCCCUCUCAUGUCUCAUGGUGGGGCCAGAGAGAAAAACAAAGCAGAAAACCUAACCACACUCGAAUGGAAAACAAGGAAAACAAAGAGGUAAAAAUACAACAAUAACUACCGUUAAUUAUGCACAUACA